Molecule: messenger RNA, 3024 nt
Organism: Leptidea sinapis
Lineage: Eukaryota; Metazoa; Arthropoda; Insecta; Lepidoptera; Pieridae
Product: zinc finger homeobox protein 4-like
Exons: 6
Coding region: 134-1435 (433 amino acids)
Source: RefSeq, a predicted model, not a curated record
AUUGGAUUCGUUAGAAGCUGUCCGGAAAUGUAAUACUGCAAAUCUUAUUGAUUGGGAUCAACCUUGUCAUAUCUCAUAUCGGGAUUCCAAGGAUUCCGAAGGUGUAUGCACACCUCCAACCAUCAAAGUGAAAAUGACUGACGUAAGCCCUAUUGAGAUGAUGGCGAAUAGUUUGAUACAUACGGAGAAUAGGAAUGUCAGUGAUCUCGAUGAUUACAACUAUAUCUCCUUCCUGAAAGAAUUUGACGUCGAGGAAUCCAGUUCAACGGAAAGUACAGCUAGAUCUAAACGCAACAGACAUGAAUAUGAUGACGAACCCAGGGAAUCGCGUCCCUGGAAGAAAACAAAAUGCGCCUCAAAUACAUCAAGUAUUCAGGACCUCGUUGAUCUCAGGGAAUGUGAGGCACUCUCGUCGAAUCCGCUAUAUUCUGACUCAGAUGUUUCGUUUAAAUCUGUAAAAAGCAACUAUUCGUUUAAGACUCGAAGGAGACGACAAAAGCCGGAUACGAAUUUAUUUAGAGAUGUAAUACAUCGUUCGAAAUCUAUGAGUAAACCAAUUUACUCGGUCAGUAAUACUCAAGGCACGCCAAGGAGAGAGAAGAGUUUACGCCGAAGUAACCGUACUAGGGCCUGGAAAAUUAUGGAGCUGUGUUCAUGGAUUGGUAAGAAGGGUUACCAAUCAAUAGCUGGUCUUUACACUGAUAUAGUUCAUAAAGAACAGACAGAAGAUAAGCCCGGAUCGAGAGAAGAAAUAAGAGAACUGAAGAAGAUGGUUGAGGGCUUGAGCGAAGGUCAUACGAGGUUGUCAAAAGAGAACGAAAGUCUGCAGGAGCAGAUGAAGAAGAUGAUGAGCAAGCUGGAAGAACUCGAGGGUAAGCUCAGCCGUCAAGCGUCGCAGCCAGGACCCUCGUGUCCCCCUCCACCGCCGCCGCCGCCUCCCCCGCCGCCGCCACCACCACCGGCGCCCAAAUUGACAACAAAUAGACUAGAACGACGACCCUCUGCUCCGUCUCGGUUAGCGGGGCCAAGACUAACAAUCACGCCGGAAGAUAUCGCGAACGUGAAGCUGAGAAAGACGAAGGUAAAUCCUGUAAAACCAAAGCCAAAGGAUAGUCCGCAAUUGUUGGUGACGCAACAUAUAUUGGAAGCGUCACGCGCUAAGCUAGGCAGAGCGCGAUCAGCCGCUGCUUCAAGUCCAAAAAAACAACUUACUGAAUUCGAGAAUCUACUGCAGGGGACGUCAAUGACUUCAAUGUACCGGCGGAGGGUGACUCGCGGGGGCUCCGCCAUCCGCAGCGCAGAGGACAUCCGGGCGAGACCUUACCCGGCUAACAAAUUCCCGCGCUCACCACGCUCCCCGCGCACCUCUUCUCUCACACGAGUUACCCCCAUCUCCCCUCUCAAGUUCCAACUCACCUGUCUUAAUGAUAAAUGACUUAGUUGACCGCCACUGCAGAAAAUAUUUCUCUGCCGAGCUAUUGUGGUCUUUGCAAACGCUAAAAUAAUAGUGAAAUUCAAAUGCGCAAUUUUUAUAAUGUUCAGAAUAUUCGUUUGUUCUAUAAUACGUGAAUGGGUCCGACGGCACACCUUGGGCACAAAACUUAACACUUAAUAUAAUAAGUGUGCGUAAGACAUUUCCGCAGUUACUUCUAAGGUCACUUUGGUAACAACCUAUGUAGGUUGUAGUUUAAAGAUUAACAUUGCUGUCGAAAUAACGAUUUUACACUACAUUUUUACUCUUACUUAACACUCUCUAUGGAUUUUAUUUAUUAAUUUUCGAUUCAUUAUAUUAAUGAAAGAAAAUUAAAUAAUGAAAGAUACAUUCGUUGGGUAGAACUGCAGUGCGCCUCGCCAUAAUAUGCGCGCUAGUCUUUUAUCUCUAAAGACAAGUUACAUUACGAGCAAAUGGCUUAAAAAAUCUAGAACUGUCUAAAGUUGACUAAAGUAGUUGCGACAAGUAAGACAAGUUAAUUCUUUCGGGUCAUAAAUACAGUUAUCCCAGAUUGCGUCCCAACUGCCGGGCUUACAACAGCUUCCAUUCUGAUGAGACGCAAUUAGUAAUAACCAAUUAUUAAUCGACUCAUCGGCGCUAAAUUUAACGUAUCCUGUAAAACUAAUCGGGACGCAUGACGGAAUGAAUUGAUGUACCUACCUACACACUAGGACCAAACUGCAUGCAUUCGUGCUAUGCAUGUAUGCGUGAAGUCUUAUUUUUAUACAUGUAUCAUAAAUUCGCGUUGGAACGCAAAACUGAUAGGCUCACCUACCUUACCUAUUUUAAGGAAGGUAAUCAUCGCCAUUAAUUUCUUCGUUGAGCCAUAGACUAUAUACCUAUGAUGGAUAAUUUUAGUUAAAAUAAUACAAAACACGAACUGUUUUCAAAAUAUUUUAUUUUAUAGUCAAUAAAUUAUCUAGACACGCGUAUUUGAGGUGUAUGUCUCUGGCAACAUUUUUAUAAUAGUUACAUAUCUGUAAAAUAAAUAUAUACCAACGCGAAACAUUUGACUUCCACAAUGGAUGUCCAACAUAAUUACUAACAUUCCUGAAGAAUUUUACAUUCUAGAAAUAUAAUCCCUUUUUACCUAACUAAUCAUGACAAUAAUAAAAUUAAAAUAUUAAUUUGACAAUAUUAGCAAAUCUUUAACGUAGUUUUUUGUUGAAUGCGAUGUUAAUUUAUGUCUGUAUCAUAGUUCCAAUAGAAUAUUUAUUUAUAGUAAACAUGAUUUUACUAAUAUUAUUAUCAUGUCACGUUUAAGAAUAUAAAGAAAAUUCAUUACUUAUUAUGUAAGUACUUGACAUACGUUUUAGUUCCAUAUUAAUUUUGAGUUCCUAAAUACCUUUAUCGCAUGGUCAGCUAAAUUCAGUUGGUCCCUGAUAUAAUUAAUUGAUCAUAUUAUCUGUUUGUUUGUACCUACUUAUGAAUAAAUCGGUCUUAUUGAAUUUGAUAAAAUUGUAUGUUAUUAUUUAAUUUAAUUUUGAUCAAACAUUGUACAUUUGUGUUCGUAAUAAAAUCUUUGGAAUAUU